UGUCUCUUUUGUCUUGGAACUCUUCCAAAUCCAAUUCAGGCUCCUCUCUCUCCCUUGUUUCAUCUCCUGGAUUGUCUUCGAAGCACUCUAUUUGACCUGCUCAAGACGUCUCGAAGGAUGUCUGAGCUUGGACCUCAAUGGUUCUGGCCAAUCACUGCCUUCUUAGCGGCCAAUCCUCCCAGCCAAACAGACUGCUCUCUUAUUCGCCCAUCCAAGUCGGAAACGCUAAUAAAUUCCGUGAGCGCUGGAUACUCUCCAUCGAAGUCUGACCGGGAAGGAGCGGACCUUAGUACCAAAGUUCGCUUUCGCCGUUACUGCAGAAAAAUGUCUGCCAACCAACCGAUUUUUUGCAAAACAAGCGGAAUCGAAGGAGACGAGUUUAUACGGUGGUCUUCAAUCCUUGAGAAACCAGAGCAUGAGCCCAAAUUUUUACUACAAAGCUCCUUAUGUCUACCGUCUAGACUUAGCCAUUCUGACAGACCCCAAAAUGUAUCCCUCUCUUUUACCGAGGUGACUAUUUGA
Molecule: messenger RNA, 522 nt
Organism: Protopolystoma xenopodis
Lineage: Eukaryota; Metazoa; Platyhelminthes; Monogenea; Polystomatidea; Polystomatidae
Source: the annotation of a GenBank genome assembly